AUGGGGAUGGCGAAGCCAUGGGCCGGCCCGGGGGUGCCGACGCCGCGGCAGCUCCGUGUCACGACCCAGUACCUCUCUGAAGCUGUCAAGAAUCCCGGCCUGGCGGUGGAUCCGUGCAUCAUCGGAGGCGAGCUUCGACGGCGGCGGCUGACGCUGGUUCCUGGUGCGGUGGUGUGGGAACUGGCGGAGGAGGUGCUGAUGGAGAAGGCUCAAGCAGAUCUCACGGCGCUGAAGAAACAAGGCGACGAGUUGCAGAGGCAGUGUGCGGAUUCUGCGGCUACGCUCAAGUCGAUCAACGAGACGCUGAAGGGGCUCAGCACAUCGGUUCCCCAUGUGGAUUCCACGCUGCAGGUGCUGCAGAAAUCAGUUGAUGCUAUGGGUAACAGGGUGACACAGCUUGGAAGGUGCACAACGGGAGAUCGAGCAGUCUCGCCGCGGCAAGCAUCACCAGGUGCAAUGGACGCAGGACAACCAUCAGGCACACUCAAGGUAGUGAUUCCACACCACACCACUGGCCGUAAGGACUUCCCACAUACACCAAUUCAAUUUGAUAUAGGAGAUCGUUCUGGAGCAUUUGAUGAGAGUGGGUAUAAUACAUCUCGUGUUGGGAACUACCACAGUCGCCCACCAAAACAGAUUUCCCCAGGUUUGAUGGAGAGAACCCCAAGUGGUGGAAAACUCUUCAUUAGUGCUGCCACUGUUGCUCAUCUGAAACUUGCAACACAAGAAGUAGAGCCAGUAACUGUGCAGGUGGCUGACAGUAGAAAGUCUCAAAUCACUACAGCUGUUCGAGAGGCGGCAUGGGAAUGUCGUGGUGCAAAAUUCAAAACAACAUUCCGAGUUUUCAAUAUACCAUGCUAUGAUAUCAUAUUGGGGAUGGAUUGGUUGAACGAGUGUGGAAAAAUGUGGAUCGACUGGCCAAACAAAACAUUGCGUUUCAGAGUACAAGGCAAGAGAGUGACACUGAAAGGAAUCAAAGACAACGUACGCCACCGUGAUGCAAUAUCUGCAAGUGGAGAUUCAAAAAUUGAUCAAACAAAACGCAGUUGCACAGGUCAUUCAUCUCGUGUCCAGGCUGGCGAAGCAUAUGAAAAUUCCCCAUUACCACCAGAAAUCGAGCAGCUCCUCCAAGGACAUGCAAAUUGCUUUGAUACUCCAAAGGAUUUGCCACCGCAUAGAUCAUUUGAUCACGGUAUCGAGUUGAUGCCAGGUGUACAACCAGUGAAUGUCAAACCUUACCUAUACUCGCCUCAGCAGAAGGACGAAAUCGAGCGGCAGAUAAAGGACAUGAUCCGCCAGGGCAUAAUCAAACCGAGCCAAAGCCCUUUUGCAUCGCCGGUGUUGUUGGUAAGAAAGAAGGACGGCACGUGGCGCUUCUGCGUUGAUUACCGCCAACUGAACGCCGUUACCGUCAAAGACCGUUACCACAUGCCAAUCGUCGAUGAACUGCUCGAUGAACUGGCGGGUGCCCAAUUCUUCACAAAAUUGGAUCUGCGUUCCGGAUAUCAUCAAAUCCGGAUGCGCGACGAGGAUGAGAGGAAAACCGCGUUCAAGACGCAUGAAGGGCACUAUGAAUUCCGCGUCAUGCCUUUCGGAUUGACCUCUGCGCCGGCUACCUUCCAAACGGCGAUGAACACGAUAUUUGCUCACGCGAUUCGCCGCUUCGUGUUGGUCUUUGUGGAUGAUGUGCUUAUCUACAGCAAGACACUUGCAGACCACAAGCGACAUCUUGCAGAGGUAUUUCAGAUACUGGAACAAAACAAAUUGUUCUUGAAAAAGAGCAAGUGCUCAUUCGCUCAGAAAUCCUUGGAGUAUUUGGGGCAUAUAAUCAGUGCCAACGGGGUGGCUACAGACCCAGCAAAAAUUUCCGCUGUCCAGCACUGGCCUCAGCCACGAGACGUGAAGCAAGUGCGGGGGUUCUUGGGCCUCGCCGGAUACUAUCGGAAAUUCAUCCGCCACUUCGGGAUAAUUUGCAGACCGCUAACAAACCUGCUGAAGAAGAACGUGCCGUUUGUAUGGUCUCCAGUCGUGGAUGAUGCAUUCCAAACACUCAAGCGGGCGCUCGUACAAGCCCCAGUGCUAGCGCUACCAGACUUUCAGCAAGAAUUUGUGAUCGAGAUGGACGCCUGUGCAACUGGGAUUGGCGCGGUACUGAUGCAACAUGGACAUCCGCUAACAUUCUUGAGCAGAGCUCUUGGUCCCAAGAACCAGGCCUUGUCCAUAUAUGACAAGGAGUGCCUAGCGAUUCUUCUGGCAAUUGAAAAAUGGAAGUCAUAUCUUCAACAUGCUCCAUUUGUGAUUCACACGGACCAGCGAAGUCUGAUCCACCUUGGUGAGCACAAAUUUAACACGAAGAUACAGCAGAAAGCCUUCUUCCGACUCCUUGGGCUACAGUACAAGAUAAUUUACAAGAAAGGCAAAGCAAAUGUGGCAGCGGACGCCUUGUCACGUCGACCAAUGGCUCUCUGUGCUGUUUCAAUGGCAAGACCACGGUGGAUGGAAAUAGUGAUUGAAGGAUACACAAAAGAUGAAAAAUCGAAGCAGCUGUACACGUAA
Lolium perenne is the source of this 2556-nucleotide messenger RNA. The record is from RefSeq and is a predicted model, not a curated record. NCBI's taxonomy places the organism in Eukaryota, Viridiplantae, Streptophyta, Magnoliopsida, Poales, Poaceae.